CAGGACUCUGUGCGUGUUGUGCGCGCGUGUGUGUAUCUGGCUGGAGCUUUUCAUCUGCGCGUAAAGAGCUCCGAGAGAUAAGGAAAAGUAAAUACCGACGCCUCCGACUUGAAUGGAGCCAUAAGAGCGGCCUGGAUUACGGACCUCGGAGCUUUUGGUGACACCUUCGCUGCGCGUCCUGCUGAGUUUCACAUUUGGGGGAAUCCAGAGUGGUCCAGAUGUUAAUCCACACCUAUUCGGCUAUGGAGCGCGCAGACGGACUCAGCGGCUCUUCUCCCAGCGGCCGCCUCUCCCAGCUGUCCUCCCUCAACCAGGCCGCCUACUCCUCGGCUCCCCCGCUCUGCCACACUCCGGCCUCCGACUUCCAGCCUCCGUACUUCCCCCCUCCUUACCCACAGUCGUCCCUCCCGUACUCCCAGAGCCAGGACUCGGCCUACUCCCACCUGUCGGACCCCUACCCCUCCAUCAACUCCAUCCAUCAGCACCAGCAGGCGGCAUGGCACUCGCAGAGGUCGCGCUCGGAGGAAGGGGGGCUGCUGUCUCAGUCUCACCGGGCUCUGAGCCUCGACCCCCGCCGGGAGUAUCCAGCCGUCCCCCGGCUGCUGCACGGUCUCGGGGAAGGAGCUGCGGCUCUCGGGGACGGACCUUUGGGGAUGCACCUGGGACACCACGGCCUGGAGGAUCUUCAGGGGAUGGAGGAAGGAUCAGCCCUGGGCAUCCUCGACCACUCUGUCAUUAAAAAAGUUCCCAUCCCCUCCAAGCUCAACGGCUCGGCCCUGUCCUCGCUGUCCAUGGGGAAGGAGGGCUUCGGGAUGGGCGCCGUGUCCAACCCGGCAGAGGUCUUCUGCUCGGUACCCGGUCGCCUGUCGCUGCUCAGCUCCACCUCCAAGUACAAGGUGACGGUCGGGGAGGUGCAGCGACGCCUUUCUCCACCCGAAUGCCUCAACGCCUCGCUGCUGGGUGGAGUCCUGCGCAGGUAAGAAGAACAUGAAGAAUACUUAUAGCAAUAACAAUAAUAAUAAUAAUAAUAAUACCUUUUAUUUAUAUAGCACUAAAACCUGAAGCAGAGCCUUAAAGUUAGUCUCUGAGAGGACAAAAAUACCCAUGAAAUCCCUAUAUCUCUUUAGAAAAAUGAGAAUUUGACCUCUUUAGAUCUAAAAAAUUAACAAUCUGUGAAGGAAACAUCUGAUUAUGAUUGAACUUGUAGGUGAGAUGGAGACCAGAUGGUCGGACUUAGACUUUAAGAUGACAAAAAUCUCAUGAAAUCUUUAUAUUUCUUAAAGCCAAAUGAGAAUUUUACCUCUUUAAGUCUCAAAAAUGUAAUAAAAUGAAUCAAUCUGAGAAGGAAACAUCUGUUUUUGGUUGAUCUUCCAAUUUUCACUAUAUAUUAAGAGUAUUUUUGUCCUGAUUUGACUCCCUAAACAUCU
Amphiprion ocellaris (clown anemonefish) is the source of this 1427-nucleotide messenger RNA. RefSeq names its product transcription factor AP-2 epsilon (gene tfap2e). Gene Ontology annotation, molecular function: DNA-binding transcription factor activity, RNA polymerase II-specific; RNA polymerase II transcription regulatory region sequence-specific DNA binding. The transcript has 4 exons. Gene Ontology annotation, biological process: anatomical structure development; regulation of transcription by RNA polymerase II; regulation of cell population proliferation. The record is from RefSeq and is a predicted model, not a curated record. NCBI's taxonomy places the organism in Eukaryota, Metazoa, Chordata, Actinopteri, Pomacentridae. Gene Ontology annotation, cellular component: nucleus. Bases 219 to 980 code for a protein of 253 amino acids.